AUGCUCCCAAGACUCGUCAUUAUCGGCUCGGGCUGGGCUGGGUUCUACAUCGCUGAAAAGAUCGACUCGUCUAAGUAUGAUGUUACAACUUUGUCACCACGUCGGACGUCAGCAUACACGCCUCUCUUAGCGUCAGCAGCGUGCGGCGUGUUCAACUUCUACCUUGCCGAAGACUCUGUGAGAUCCAAAGCUCGGGUAAAGCAGCACUUCAUCAAAUCUAACGUGAUCGAUAUCGACUUCGCAAAGAAGGUCUGCCGAUGUGCUCCAGCCUUCGAAGACGACGACGAGCAGUUACCUGAAUUCGAUGUCGAAUAUGACAUCCUCAUCAUUGCUCCGGGCUGCAUACCAAACACCUUUGGAACUCCUGGAGUAGAAGAGAAUGCUGUAUUCAUGAAGAACGUCAGUGAUGCGAUGAAGGUGCGCAAAAUUCUGUUCGACCUGCUAGAGAAGGCGAACCUCCCGAACAUCAGCCCAGAGCGAGUGAAAGAGCUUCUGCACAUUGCAGUCGUAGGUGGCGGGCCUACAGGCAUCGAAAUGACUGCUGAACUUGACGAUUUGGCUCAUAAAGAGCUGAAGGGUCUUUACCCCGGAGUGGCUGACAAGCUUUCGAUUGCUAUACACGACGUGGCUCCGAACAUUUUGAGUGCCUACGACCAGAAGCUGUAUGAGUAUGCGAAUCAACAACUUGUAAACAGGAAUAUCAAAGUCCACACAAAUUCCCACAUAGAAAAGGUUAAGAAGGACUGUUUUUAUACGAAGGAGGACGGACGUAUUGGAUGUGGCAUGCUCAUCUGGGCAACGGGUAACAAGAACGUCCCUCUUCUGGAAAAGAUCGAAGUUCGCAAAACGCCAAAGGGUCUGAAGAGAGUCAUCACCGAUUCUCGCCUUCGGGUCUACCAAGCCGGGGAUGGCGACGUACUCCACGAUGGUGUAUUUGCGCUUGGAGAUGCCGGAGAUAUUCAGAACGAAUCACUCCCUACUACUGCAGAGGUGGCAGUCCAAAAAGCGAAGUACCUUGUGCAGAUCUUGAAUUUGGGUGGCGGAAACUUUCAACAACAUGAACCAUUCAAAUAUGAGCAAAAACGGUUGGUGUCUUAUAUCGGUCAAAGAGAUGGCGUAAUUGCUGGAGACAACGAGCAUGAAGCCUUGUGGAUGCAGGAUCAGCCAUAUUCGCGACUGCUGGCCAAUGUAUCCGAGUAUGUGGCUAUGGCUUAG
Messenger RNA from Lithohypha guttulata, 1215 nucleotides. RefSeq lists its product as uncharacterized. The transcript has 2 exons. Lineage: Eukaryota; Fungi; Ascomycota; Eurotiomycetes; Chaetothyriales; Trichomeriaceae. The record is from RefSeq and is a predicted model, not a curated record. Bases 1 to 1215 code for a protein of 404 amino acids. Gene Ontology annotation, molecular function: NADH dehydrogenase activity.